AUGGGUACUGCUGUAGCUCAGUACCCACAUGGGAUCACUUCGCAUUCCUCUGGAGAUCUCGCUCACAACAAGUUGGGUUCUUCUUCUCGAUACUCCAAUUUUCCGUGUCAAUUGGAUUUCGCUCGGCUCGGCUUGCUUCAUCAAGGCUCUUCUGCAACUUCUUCCUCCAAUCAUCCCACGGUGUGUUUCCGCAAGCUCGGCAAUUUCCUUUCCUCAUUUCAAUCGGAUCUUUUUGAAUCCGGCAGUCGAAUAAAUGCUAUACCAGAUAUAGAUGACAUAUUCUGGGACCAAGUACCAACUCCCUUGCUUGAUAUGAUUGAGAACCCUAUUCACCUCAAGAAUUUGUCCCUCAAGGAGUUGAAGGAACUAGGUCGUGAAAUACGGUCAGAAUUAUCAAAUAUAAUGACACAGAAGCCGAACUCUUUGAAGGCUAGCUUGGCUGUGGUAGAACUAACCAUUGCCAUACACCAUGUUUUUCAUGCUCCGGUGGACAAGAUACUAUGGGAUGCAGGUGAACAAACUUACGUACAUAAAAUUCUCACAGGAAGGAGGUCACUAAUGCGUAUUAUGAGACAAAAGAAUGGUCUUUCUGGCUUUACAUCUCGGUUUGAGAGCGAAUAUGAUUCCUUUGGAACGGGCCAUGGUUGUAACAGUGUUUCUGCUGGUCUUGGAAUGGCUAUUGCACGUGAUAUCAAAGGGAAGCGUGAUCGAGUUGUUACUGUCAUUAGCAAUGCGACAACUUUGGCUGGUCAAGUCUACGAGGCAAUGAGUAAUGCCGGUUACUUGGACUCAAAUAUGAUUGUGAUUUUAAAUGAUAGCCGUCGCUCUUUACAUCCAAAGAUUGAGCAAGGGCCAAGCACUUCAAUCACUGCCUUAUCUAGUACCUUAAUCAAAAUUCAGUCUAGUAAAUCAUUCCAGAACUUCAGAGAGCUUGCAAAGGGUAUUACCAAAAGGAUUGGCAAGGGUACACAUGAAUUGGCUGCCAAAUUUGACGAAUAUGUCCGUGGUAUGAUUGGUCCUCAAGGAUCGACUCUUUUUGAGGAGCUCGGGCUGUAUUACAUUGGCCCUGUUGAUGGACACAAUCUAGAAGACCUCAUUUGUGUUUUGCAACAAGUGGCAUCUUUGGACUCCAUGGGCCCCAUCUUGAUACAUGUAAUCACAGAAGACAAUCAUCAAGAUGCAGAAUAUAAUGAAAAGACCGAGGCAGACAACCCACAGGAAGGUUAUGAUGACUCAGUAUCUUCCUUAUGUAGUGUGCAUACUCGAACAUACAGUGAUUGUUUUGUCGGUUCUUUGGUAAUGGAGGCAGAGAAGCAGAAGGACAUUGUUGUGGUUCAUGCAGGAAUGGAAAUGGAACCCUCCUUUCAACUGCUUCAGGAAACAUUCGUCGACAGGUUUUUUGAUGUUGGAAUGGCUGAGCAACAUGCUGUCACGUUUUCCGCCGGUUUAUCCUGUGGGGGACUGAGGCCCUUUUGCAUUAUUCCUUCUACUUUUCUACAGAGAGCAUAUGAUCAGGUAUAUCUUUCUCUCUGUCUAUGUAUCAUGUCAGGGCGAAGAAAAAAAAUCAGCUUAGUGAGAUGCUCCGUAUUGGGCUUUCCCCAGGUGGUUCAUGAUGUAGAUCGGCAGAAGAUUCCAGUGCGAUUUGUCAUCACAAGUGCAGGAUUGGUGGGGAAUUCCGGUCCCAUGUACUGUGGGGCAUUCGAUGUGACAUUAAUGUCGUGCUUACCGAACAUGAUCGUCAUGGCUCCAUCUGACGAGGAUGAGCUGGUGGAUAUGGUGGCUACUGCUGCCCAGAUUGAUGACCGACCGGUCUGCUUCCGCUAUCCAAGAGGUGCCAUAGUCAGGACAGACCAUUUUAUGCAUGCUGGGAUUCCCCUUGAGAUUGGUAAAGGAAGAGUGCUUUUAGAAGGUAAAGAGGUGGCAUUGCUAGGUUACGGGGCAAUGGUUCAGAACUGCCUCAAAGCUCAAGCCCUUCUUUCGAGGCUUGGCAUCCAAGUAACAGUCGCUGAUGCAAGAUUCUGCAAGCCUCUCGACACAGAACUUCUCACCCUCUUAUGCCAGAACCAUCAGUUCCUAAUCACGGUCGAGGAAGGUUCUAUUGGAGGGUUUGCAUCCCAUGUUGCGCAGUUCAUGGCUCUCAACGGCCAGCUCGAUGGAGCCAUUAAGUGGCGGCCUAUUGUUUUACCGGACAACUACAUAGAAAAUGGGUUGCCUGAGGAACAGCUAGCUCGAGCUGGAUUGAGCGGACACCAUAUAGCUGCAACUGUACUGAGACUGCUCGGAAGAGUGCGCGAAGCUCUCCUUUUGAUGUGCUAGAAAAAGAAAAGAAUACAAGAUUCUGUAAAUUGUAACAUGAGAAAUGAGUGUACAGAAAAAAGAGAAAGGUUGCUCUUACUGCCGUGCAUUGCAAGGAGGAUUGAAAAUCAUGCAGAUAGCAGACUAGCAACGAGCAUUAUGAACCGUCGUUGCUGAUUGUGGCGGCUGAAGAAGGUUCGUUGGUGGCAUCACCAUUAGUGCGUAAUCGUACAGCAGCGUAAGCUGCUGCUCCAAGUAAAGCACCAGCGAUCGGUGCAAUGAGGUAGAUCCACAGUCCUUUGUAGUUGCCAGUAGCUACAGCAGGGCCUAAAGCUCUUGCUGGAUUCAUACAUCCUCCUGUUGUUCCCCUGCUCCCCUUAGAUCAAGCCACAAAAAUGAUCGAUUUCAUUAUCCGUCAUUUGCUUCCUGGAAAUCAGUUGUUAAGAAACUUACCCAGCAAUGAGUACAUUGAGCAUAAUGGUAGCGCCAAUUGUGGCCGCUCCCAGUUCCUAUGUGCAUAAUAUCCAGUGAGUUAGCAGGGACUCCGGCCAUGACAGUACUCGAAUGCAACACAUUGAGGUUACAAACGCUACUAUAUAUGCCAGCACUAGGCUUUCAUAUCUGUCUGCAAUGGCGUUACAAAGUUUCUUUCUGGUGAGUACUGAAGAAGUACUUACAGUUCUGGUGUGAGUGACGGCGGAGACCACAAACAUCAGAAUGAAGGUUAUGAGAAACUCCAUGGCGAAGGCUUGUAGGUUUCCUCCGGAGGGAACGUUGGUUCCGGCUCCUGAUCUCACGGGGCCAAAUAACACCGCCAGCAACAUCGCCGCCGAUAUCGAUGCCGCAACAUGUGUGGCGAUAUACAACGGCACCUUUAAUUUGUAGAGAUAUUUAUGUACGAAUCCAAAUUAAUUGGUCACUAAAGCUAAAAUGGUCACUAAAUUAUGCGACCAAUACUCCAAGAUCGUCACUAUAUGGUGGUCUCGUUGUCAAAGAACUAGUUGGUUCCAAGAAUUCGAGUUGUUGGCAGCGGUUCAAUUAUUGAUUAUAUAUCACUUAGUGAUUAUAGUUUGAAGUUUGUACAGUUGUGUUUUUAUAAAUGAGGUCAUUAAUUAGGAUUCAAACAUAAUACCUCUCUUGAUGGUACUUGACAUGAUAUCAGUGUCUUAUAUGAUUGGGAGGUCUUCUGUUCAAAUCCCGACCGACCCUCAUUUAUUAAGCACAUGGUAUUUGAAGUUGUACAAAGUUCAAGCCCAUAUGAAUCGUCUUUGUUUUGA
Molecule: messenger RNA, 3572 nt
Organism: Linum tenue
Lineage: Eukaryota; Viridiplantae; Streptophyta; Magnoliopsida; Malpighiales; Linaceae
Source: the annotation of a GenBank genome assembly